This is a messenger RNA of Anopheles stephensi (Asian malaria mosquito), 9485 nucleotides long. Its product is annotated as mucin-5AC-like. Gene Ontology annotation, molecular function: RNA polymerase II cis-regulatory region sequence-specific DNA binding; protein dimerization activity; DNA-binding transcription factor activity, RNA polymerase II-specific. NCBI's taxonomy places the organism in Eukaryota, Metazoa, Arthropoda, Insecta, Diptera, Culicidae. Bases 809 to 5305 code for a protein of 1498 amino acids. The transcript is spliced from 9 exons. The record is from RefSeq and is a predicted model, not a curated record. Gene Ontology annotation, biological process: regulation of transcription by RNA polymerase II.
CUUCGGGUGACCAUGUUGUUUGGGCCCCGCGGUAGAAUGUUUACGGCAAACCGGCUUCAUCGGUGGACCGGUCAAUGUAGUGCUCAGUCGCGGUCCGUUCCUUGGUACGACCGGACGUUCACCGGGUUUCGUCGUCGUCCAACGAAAUAGCUAGUCGCGAAUUUACAUCGUAUCCGUAGUUCCAUCCCGCAGACCAACAGGGAGAACUCAAUGUGCGAACUCUGUUACAAAAAGUAUCACUCUGAAAAGAUGCAAAAUUGUGCCACAGUUAACAGCACCUCAUUUGUGAUCGUUUUUUAAAUGGUGAAUCCAUAGAAUCUUCGAAAGUCUAAAAGCUGUCUGUUGUUAGGCUGUGAAACAAGUGUGUUCCCGUGCAAAUUGUGCCUUUGUUAGUGUUGGCACUCAAACGGAAUACUGUGAUAGUGAGCGUAAUUGUGCGCAAAUGUGCCAAAAUUUUGCCGCGUUUUAGUAGUUGAAAGAUAUCCAAGUGUUUGUUGUUAAACAAAAUCGAGCUCCCGUUUGUUAUGUACUCUAGCAAGAAAAAGUGAUAGUAAAUCGAAUCGUUAUGAAGCAACAGCAGAAAAGUGUGUAAAAUGCUGAAGCAGAGCUGAACGACUGACCAUGUACACCACCAAUGUCGACAGUCACGUUAGUUAACGUUGUGUCCGUAAAGGUAUACGCGGAAAAUUCGACCAACCGUCGGCCGUCGGAUCUGUGAUAGAUUCAUGUUUGAUCGAGAAUACGUUCGACACUGACAUAUAAGCUAGAAAAUAUAGUUCCGUUUCCGUGACGUUCUAAAGCAACGAAGAUGUACAACGAUAGCAAACGCUUCCAAAGUCGCAAUCAGGGUUUAUUCUGCGACGAACCCAAUCCCGUCGGCAUGUUGCCCGAGGUGGCGGCCGUACGCAGUGAGAUGGAAAAGUGUUUCCCCUAUUCGAUCCUGACAAAGAAGCACCAACUUAUGCAGGCAGUCGGUGGAGCUAGUGCAGGAAUGCCUAAUGCUGGAAAACCAUCACCUCCACCUCCGCCAGCUCCAAUCGCUGCCAGCUUCCUGAACGCUGCCUUGUUACCAGUGGUUGCGACAGCCGGUUUAAGAGAAGGUGCAACGGCCACAGGUACGGUGGGUGUGAUGAAUCCAGGUGCUAUGAGUACUGCCGCGAGCUCCUCAACCACGGCCAGUGCCUUUGAACCGAUUGCGGAUGUAAAUGGAUUUUACGGUAAUGCGAUGGUGACCGAUGUGGGCAUUUGCUUCAGCAUGAGCAAUGUGAAUCUAAACGGACAUCCUCCGACGAUUCCUCUCGCUUCCUGUACGGACGCACAGCUGGUACCUACGAGAUGUCCACCACAGGCACCCCAUUUGCGAUUGAGCUCUCCCAAACGUUCUGCGCUAGAGAGACGAAAAUCAUACGAAGAUCCAGGCCCAGAAACUGCACUGCUCAAUGCACGACGGCGAGCGGCAGCGUUCGUACCCGUGUCGGCUAAUGGUCGGUUUAAUCCGAGAACCAUUCUAGGAACAGCGGCACAACCAUCGCCUAGUUCCGUUGCCACUCAUCAUCAACACCAGCCCCAUCGACAGCAGCAGCCAUCUUUCUUUCCUGCCUCAACAGUGUACCCGCUGGCACAUCAUCCCACGGCUACUGGUAUCCCAUUGCCGAAGCAACCGAAACAGCUGCCGAAUGUUCACCCAGUGCAUCAACCACUGCCACGACAGCGUUCGCUUGGAAUGGUUGGUAAAAGUGCGUACGGUAUUGUUCGAUCGACCAGUUCGGAUCGGGUGCGCGGCACAGGUUCGCCUUCGAGCAACCCUGCUGGCAGUUCGUCAACGAUGGGUACGUUAGGUCUGGGUAUGGCACGAUCCUCACCGCCGUACUUCAAGCAACCACCCGGUGGUUCUAAAGCUAGCAGCUCGGGUAACUAUUACCAACCACCAACCACUGUCGCCAGUUCGUCGGUAAUGACGGCCAACUCGUCACCGUAUGGUAGUUCCAUCGGGAACCAUGCACUAUCGACCAGUCUAAAUCAAGGCCAUGUGCCAACCGGUGGUGGAUACCAUCACCGUGGAAACGUUCUGAAGUGUCUCCCUCUGUCAAAUGUAAUACCUCUUGCCGGAGGAUCUCCCACAACAGCAGCUGCGGGGUACGAGUACUAUAGGUACGCGAUGGAGGCAGCAGAAACUGUUGGAAAGUUGCAGUCUUCUCAAUCGGUGGUCCUUCCCAGUAACACCAUACCAGCAUCCAUCGAUGAAAGUCCCAAGGCUACUCCAAUGAUGGAUUACAAUGGUUUGCGGCAACUUUUUCUAAAAUGCUGUUACAAUGAAAUGAAGCUCCUGCCAUCGGCGACUAUUGCAAACGCAUCCACCAUGCUACAGACCAACGUUUCAGCGCCACCAUCCACCGCGACGAGUCUGUCAAGCGAUUCCCCAGCGAAUCCUUACGAGUUUGACACGGAACCAAGCGCAACGGCUUAUCCACCCGGACACUACCCACUAACGAGCCGAUCCUGUCCAAGCUCACCGAAUGGUCCCCACUGCCAUGUAUCACCCGCACUGCCAACGACGGCACCGUCCGCCUGUUCAACGCCAAUCGGUGAUGGUAGAUUAUCUGCGAAACAGGAUCGAAUCGAGCUAAACAGUGAGGAAGAUGAUGUGCGGCCGAUGGAGGUGUGCAGUGAUGAUGGGGAGCUUCAAGACGAUGCUGCCGGGCGGGAAGAUGAUGUGCUGGAUGAUGAACCGAAGGAUUUUAGUAUGAAAACGAUCGGAGUUGUGGAAGCGGUUAAUAGUGGCGGAUGGCCGUCGAGGGAGCCGGUGAAACAGUACGAAGAUUGUAGCAAAAAAGAGCUCAAGGCUGCCCCGAAGAAGAAGUGGAUACGGCACUACAUGAAUGAUGAGCCACUUUCGAAUGGCCAUUCGACGGCACCCCCGCUGGUCGUGAUAGCAACCAACGGAACGCAACACCAUGCGAAGCAUCUGACCGUCAACCAUGUGGCGGUACCGAUCACCACUUCCAACGCCUCCCCGAUGACGAUCGAUCUCUCCACCAAGGGUCUAGCUCAUCCGCAGCAAACUACGCACUAUCAGCAGCAGCCUGCCACGUCGGUGCAUCCUUCGCACGGGCACUCGACGACACCGCCCGCCUCAUCCACCCUUCCAUCGUUAUCCUCCUCCUCCUCGUCCUCAUCCUCAUCGUCGUCAUCAUCCUCGUCGUCAUCAUCGUCCUCGUCGUCGACGCUAACCGUAUCACCGAUCGACGACUCCCAAUCGUCACUAAAUCUCAGCAACGGUUCCAGCACUAAUGGGUACAUCAUCAAUCAUAGUGCCAACAGUAACGGUCCAGCUACCACCAUCACCAGCAGCACCACCGCAGGUAUCGGUGGUUCGUCACCAUUGCCGCCCGGCUUGACCAGUGUGCUACCGAUCAACAUUAACAGUGUGUUGCAGGCCUCGGCCGCCGUUACUGCGUCAGGUACGCUAAACGGUACGAGCCCCAUCCUGGGCACGGCUCACCAUCAGACGGUGCAGCAUUUGCCGCUGGAGUUGCAGCAACAUUUAGCUUCCGGGCUGUCGGUAGCGGCAAUCAAUUCUGGGCAGGGUGCGACCGGUGCUGCCGCACUGUUUGCCAACAUCCCGACGGGAACGCGGCGGAGAACGACCAGCUCCAACAGCAAUGGCGUCGGUACGCGUGAGGUGCACAAUAAGCUGGAAAAAAAUCGACGGGCUCAUCUGAAGGAAUGCUUCGAGCAGCUAAAGAAGCAGCUUAGUCUACAGCCCGACGAGAAAAAGAUCUCCAAUCUGUCCAUUCUGCACGCAGCCAUACGGCACAUUCAGCUACAAAAGCGCAAAGAGCGUGAGUUCGAGCACGAAAUGGAACGGUUAGCGAAGGAGAAAAUUGCGUCGCAGAAUCGAAUUUUGGUGCUGAAGCGCGAAAUCACACAAAUGGGCGAUAUUGAUGUAUCCCGGCUGGCACCGGACACCGACAUUACGCCCAAUCCCACCAACGGCACACUCGUCAAUCUCGUCAGCAGCAACAGCAGCGUCCAAUCGGAGCGAGAUCAACAAUCUGAUAUAGGCGCACCGGGACGGAACGGAAUUCGUUACAGUUCCAGUAGCUCUCUGUCGAGUAUAGCUACGAAUGCCUCCAUCAGUAACCUGCCGCUUCAAACGACCAUCUCCCCGGUGCUAUCCGUGUCAUCGCCGACGCGUGCCAGCCCGGCACUGCAUCGAAGUUCGACCUCCCCUUCAUCGUCGCUGUCGUCGUCUUCGCCGUCCUCGUUGGCCUCGUCUAGCUUGUCCGUUUCGUCUGCAGCGACGAAUCUGCUGGCUCCGCUCUCGCUUACCACCAAGGGCACCGGCAGUAUGGAAGCGCACAACGGCAUGGCGAGCAUCGCUGGCCAGCAGCCACCAGCAUCGCUCAAAAUCACUGCGGCCCCAUUGAAUGGGUUAAAUUUGAGUAGUUCCUCGCUGGCCAUGGUGAACGGAACAAGCAUUAAUGGGACGAACGUCACACUGAACGGUACGACCACAACGACCGCACCGUUGCCUGUUAUUGUCGGUGCAAAUGGUACGACAAACAUAGUCGGCAUUACGCAUUCGCAGCUACUGGCAACGUCCACUGCUGCAGGCUCACCGGCCAUCCAGACUAUCCCACUGAACCUAAACGUUACAUCCGGCGCGGUAAGCAAUGGAUUGAGCGGCACCGGGCCCACCUCGAUCGCGAUCACGACCGCCAACUCGGUCGGUGGCGUUAGUGGCGCACUGAGUUUACCUAGCCAGGCCCUGCAGCUCACCAGCAAUGGGGGCGGUGGCAGUGCCAACGGCCUGAACAGUGGCAGCAGCAGCAGCAUUACCAGCACGGUCGUUGGCACGGUGGCAAGAUCGGUGUACAACACGACCACCAUCGCACCGACGCUGCCCACAUCGGCGACGACUACCACGGUGCAUGUGCCUGCCGUAGGUGGUAGCAAAGAACUGAUCAACGGUACGAUCGGCAAGAACGGUACCGUACGGACUGAUAAUAGUAAGCAUGAGAUUAUCGCAACACAAUCACAACCCACCAACCACAGCACGGCCGUUAACGUAACGGCGGCCCUCGACCCACCGGGAACGAAGGUUAUCACCAUCAUGAAUGGUAACACGUUCGCUCUGGCACCGUUGGAUAAGGAUAGUAAGAUGGGCGUCGUGUACAGUCCCAUCUUGUUGCCGACAUCGCAAGGACUCCGCGUGAUACAGCAAGCAUCGAACGGAUUGGCAACGAUCGAGCUUGCACCGCCCAAUGGCGGUAACCGUCUGCAGCUGCAUUUAACUCACUAAGAUCGUAAGGCAUCGUGAAUGGAAAUGCCGGAUAUCAUCGGAUAUCGGAAGCAGAGCAGCGAUCUUUGGUGUGAGAGAGAGAGACAGAGGGGAAAAAAGGAACGAUAGAGAUUGGGAUCGUGCAAAUACAAUUAACGAACUUAAAUACUAGAAACACAACAAUACACCACUGUGGUGCGCUGUGCCCAAGGAUCAGGGGCAUCAACCGAGGGGGACCAAACUACUCUGCACGGUGAGGGUAGAGAACGAUCCAGGAAGCGUGCAUCCAGCGUGUGUGUAGUGGUGGAGCAUAGAAAGUAUCUUCGCCCAUCGACCAACAGCACAUAUUUAUCUGCGCAACGAGAGAGCGAUGGCGUUCGGGAGCUUCGGCUUCUAGCUUUUUUGUAAUCUACCACGAUAGCGGUUUUAGUGCACCAGUGGAGACUUUGCUAACAAGCUCCCGCGAUGAGAAAACGGAAGGAAUGGGAGCUACUUAAUUGACCGAAUGAAGCGUACUGAAUUUCGUCAAGAGUGGUUUCGGAUUUGAGAGCGCAGCUAAUUGACCAAUAAAGCCUAGCACACCUGCAUCGUCGCAAUGAAAGCCACUGCGCAGUCAAACAACUAGUUCCUUCUAGGUGGUAGCUGUGCUGUUCGCAAACCUCUCCACAAAAUAGCAAACAAAAAAUCCCGCUUUUGUCCCGCGUUUGGAAGAUGGCCAGUAAAAUCAAUCAAUUAGCCCACAGAGACAAUAGUGUGUAACAAGCUCUACUUCUCUCUCACUCGCGCGCGCUCGCGCCUACUUUUUAAUCGUCGCAAACUACGAAGGGCACCAAAAACAAAACAUAACCCAAACCUCCAAAACGGAAGCAAAAACUCAUCCACAAAUAUAUCCUCUCCCCAUGACCAAUGCAGUCACACACAUGCCACUUUUUUUUUAGAAAUACUUCCUUUCCUAGCAGGGAAGUGACCGACCGACCGACCGAGGGGGGAGAGCUUUUUUGUGAGUUGGUGUAAGGCUGUGAAAGCGGAAACAAGAAAAUAUAAAACAAAACACAAAACAAAACAAUGCGGAACAAAAAGCGUAUAUGGUUGAGCAGCAGGGGUGUGGCAGUUACACGAAUCGGUUUCGAAAUUCUUCCUCCUUAAACUGGCGGCCGCGAUGCUGCGAUGAGCGGUCGGUACAGACAGCGGCGUACAAAACUGAUGGUAUAAAUCGAUUGCAAAAACCAACAGAGAACAGGCGACACAAACGAAUAUAUACCGUGUUUGUUUUCUGUUUUUUUGUAAUAAGACACAGACACUGUAUAAAAACACAAUAAAAAAACAUACAAAGGCACAGCUGAAGGAUGAUCGAUGGUAGUAGGUUAAUGGUAGCAGAAAACGAUUAAUUCAUACAUAAAUAUACCAUAAUAACAUCGCGUACAGUAGUAGCAAAACUAUACACGAGAGAAGGAAUGCAAACAACAAACAAACAAAAAAAAAGCGAUAUGGUCAAUGCACGAGCAUCGAGGGAUUAGGGUGUUAGUGACCCAGUACUACUAUUGCUACUACUACGAUUCCUACCACACACUACUGCUACUACGUCUAUUGGCUACGAUCACUGUUGUGUUUAGAAUAGUAAACGUGUGUGUGUUGAUGUGCAUGUAUGUGUCUUUAUCAGUGUGUCCUUUGUGUCUUUUGGAGGAGACAAACAAACAAACAAACAAAAGCGAAAUAAUAAGGGGAAGAGAGGGAUCAACUCGACAAUUAUACCUACACAAUGGUAAUAGUGUAAUUGUUUACAUUUAGUGCAAUUAGUAGUAGUGGCACACAAACAAAAAAUGGAAACAAAAACCACGUUUUACACGCAUACACACACACACAACUCAAGUUCUAAACUAAAUCGCAACAAAUAGAAUAUUGCAUUCGUUUAUCAUAGUUAAAACCAACAAACAAACAAAAAACACACACAUACAAAAGAGAUCACUACAGCGGUAGUUUAGAGCUAAAUCCAGUAGCACGUGAACGCUUUCGAACGAUGGAAACAAAUUUUAUAACAAAAAAAAUCUGGAAAAAUGGAAAAGCUGGAAGUUUGCAUUAGGUUUCCCGCAUUUCUUGCAAGUUCCAAUGAUGAAGUUUUUUUGCAAUUUUUGUUACGCGUGGAAUUUUAUCAAAAACAGCUCCAACGCAGAAAGUAACUAUCGAAUUAUCGCAACGAAAGCGAAGCCGAACACGGGGCGCCUUCCAAAGGUGGAUGUGUUAAUGCUGGCCGGCCCGAGGACUGGGUGGAUGGAUAAUAAUGAGACACAAAGACUUGGUAAAUUACGGAACUGCAAACUACUACUACUACUACUACUAAUAACAACUACUACUAAUUUGCAAGCCGCUAGGGAUGAAUCGGGCAAAGAGGAAAAGAAUAUUUUUGGUACAGUGCAUUCGAGAGAGAGAGAGAGAGAGAGAGAGAGAAAGAGAGAGAGAGCGAGAGACAACACAAUCAUUUAAAGGUCCCGAAACACACAAAAUGGCAGUUGCAUCUUAUUCCAAGAGUGUGGUCCCGAACACACGAUAAACCAUCACACCGCAUUAGUGGUUUGGCAAAGUGAAGAGUGAAGAGGCCCAUAAACGAAACAACAAAUUGUACAGUGGGAAACGAUAGUUUAUAAAACUAUGCAGCAUGAACAUGAAAAGGAUGCUUUUUUACGAUAAAGCAGCAGUAAAGUCACAGUCAGGUACAGAAACGAAGCACUUUUACGUACACAAUUUGUAAAACCAAACAAACAAACAAACAAACAAAAACAAGUAUAUAUAUAAAUAUAUUUUUGUAUUGUACAUAUAUUGUAAUAGUAGCGGAGAAAUGUGUGUGUGUAAAAAGUAUGUGGGUAUGUGUGUGUGUGUGUGGAAAUCGAUAAAGAAAGUGUAGAAAAUACCUUGCAAGGAAGCAAACAAACGAAACGAAGUAAUUUUUUGUAAGUUACUGCAACAAGAAAAAAAAAGGGGAAAUAUGCGAGAGUGAUAGAAACAAAACGAAUGAACGAGUGUAUUUAUAUUUUAAAUUUGUUUUUUUUUGUUUUUUUUUUGUUAUAUUAAUGCGAGAGAGAGACAAGGGAAACAAAAGAAGAAGAAAAAAAAAACUGCUACAAAGAAUAGAAAACGUCCACACAACGAAUUGUGUUUUGAGUACGUGUGUGUUGAGUAGCUUUUAAAUGAUAGCAAAAACGAGCUCUCAAAUGCUAAUGACUGGACAGUUGGGGAAGGAAAAAAAGCAAACGAUCGGAAGAUACUAAUUUAAAUCCUCUUCUAAAUAGGUUCCAAUUAUUUACCAAACAAAAAACAGAAGCGACUGAGAAAUGGAAGUAAAAUUAAAGGAAAACGAGAAACGGGAAAGAAUUAAGCACGAAAUUCGAGAGAGUGAGAGAGAAAGAGGUGUGUAGAAAGGGGAUGGGUUAGCAGUUUGUUUUAAUGUGUUUUAUUUUAUGUUAUAAGGCACUAAGUUUAUUAAAUAUAUAUAUUGUACAGUAUUUAAAACGACAAAAAAAACACACACACACACAAAUACACAUACAAAACUGUAAUAAAAAUAAUAAAUCAAACAUAAUUAUCGGGAACAUCAUGCGUGUAGUUUUCACAAAAUGCGAAGUAUGGAUUUGCGUUUCAGUGUAAUGUGUGCAAAAGAAGAGGCAAAAAGGAAUGCAGUUAAAGAAAAAAUGGAGAAAAAAUCCUUGGGUACUAGGCUGCAAAACGAGAAUGUACUAUUUUCAAAACAAACAAGCAAAACAAUCAAUGAACAAUAGAGAGCAAAUCCGGGCGGUGGGUAGAUUGCAUGAGUCCAGAGAGAUGGAGCAGGGCUAUUUGAAAAUUUUGUUCGGACAAGCGAAAGAAAACAUUUUGUAAUCAAAAUUAACUCUUAUUUAACAAAAGCAGAAACAAAACAACAACAACUAAAACAUUCACGAAAAAAAAGGUACAAAUGAACCCAAAGGUUCCAUUUCACUGGAGCUAGUUUCGAUAACUGCGAACCAUACGAAACACAUACCAGACCACAGCCUACACAAAUGUACGGUAACAUUGUGAAGCGAAACUGUAGCCCAACACAUCUGAUGAAACAUUAGGGAGGUUGGGAGGAAUGUGGAAGACGCAUAAUACACAGUACAACAACGCAUACAUGAUUCUCGAUGGGAAGAGAGAGUGAUCUUGAUGCAUGAUCUGAGUGCAUAUAAACAAA